AUGGAUUCUGGUUAUAUCUGGCUUGGCCUUUACUUUCUAUUCAAUCUAUCUUUAACACUCUAUAACAAACUAUUACUCAUCAACUUUCGGUAUCCUUGGACAUUAACCGCUAUUCAUACACUAUGUGGAACCAUUGGCUGUUACAUACUUUAUUCCUUCAACAUCUUUACUCCUGCAAAGCUAGGAGAUCGUGAAAAUAUUGUCAUGAUUUUAUUUUCUGUACUCUAUACCAUCAACAUUGCCAUCAGUAACGUCUCUCUAAAUUUAGUAUCGGUUCCCUUUCAUCAAGUUGUACGUGCAAUGACACCAGUAUUUACCAUUCUGUUAUCGAUCUUAUUCUUACAAAAGUCAUACCCCAAAAUGAUUUACCUGUCGCUAUUACCUGUCGUUUGCGGAGUCGGAUUUGCUACCUUUGCCGAAUAUGACUAUAGCUUCAUCGGAUUCGUCUUGACUGUUCUCGGCACCAUAUUGGCUUCCGUCAAGACCAUUGUCACCAAUCGUGUUCAAGUUGGUCGCUUGAAGCUCAACCCACUUGACUUACUCUUCCGCAUGUCUCCGCUCGCCUUUAUCCAAUGUAUCAUGUAUGCUUAUGUCACAGGCGAAUUAGAUCAAGUCAAGCAGUUCUCCGAAGCCUCAAUGACAUGGAGCCUUGCGCUCGCUUUGCUAUUUAACGGCGUUAUCGCAUUUGGGCUCAAUGUUGUCAGCUUUACUGCUAAUAAAAAGACAAGUGCCCUCACCAUGACAGUGGCUGGUAAUGUCAAGCAGGUCUUGUCUAUCAUCCUGGCUGUUGUUAUCUUUGACUACGUUAUCAACGCCAUUAAUGCGUUUGGCAUCAUCCUUACUCUCUUGGGUGGUGCCUGGUACGGGUAA
Rhizopus microsporus ATCC 52813 is the source of this 870-nucleotide messenger RNA. Its product is annotated as TPT-domain-containing protein. The record is from RefSeq and is a predicted model, not a curated record. The transcript has 4 exons. Lineage: Eukaryota; Fungi; Mucoromycota; Mucoromycetes; Mucorales; Rhizopodaceae. The coding region runs from base 1 to 870 and encodes 289 amino acids. Gene Ontology annotation, cellular component: Golgi apparatus. Gene Ontology annotation, molecular function: antiporter activity.